Messenger RNA from Paramecium primaurelia, 1058 nucleotides. The record is from the annotation of a GenBank genome assembly. NCBI's taxonomy places the organism in Eukaryota, Ciliophora, Oligohymenophorea, Peniculida, Parameciidae.
AUGGGACAAUAGUGUUGUAAUGUAAAAAAUGCAUAUGUUCCUGAUCAGAUACCAAUAAACAUUUAUACUCCAGAUCAAAUUGAUUAUUAAGGACUUUAAAACACAAAAUAAAUGCUAGAAGUAGUCAGUUAGGGUUUUGAUGAUGAUUAAAGCAACAGAAAUAUUAUUGAAGAUGAACAUUUACCAUCAGAUGCAAUGAAAUUACAUGAGAUUCCUAAAUUAGAUAAUCAAAAAGCAGAAUCAAUUAGACAAUAACUUGGCUCUAUCAAACUAAAUUAUGAUUCUGAAUAUCCAAUUUAUCAACCUGUAUAAAUUGUAAAUUACAAACCAAAUGGAGAUAUUCAUUCAAUUGUUAUUUAUGAAGGUCAAUGGUAUAAAUCAAAAAGAAAUGGAGCAGGUAUUCAAUAUUAUCCUGAUGGUUCAAUUUAUGAAGGUCAUUGGUGUCAUAAUAAACAUGAUGGAUUUGGUAGGAUUAUCUAUGCAGAUGGAGAAUAUUAUAUAGGAGAAUGGAGAUUAGGAUAAUCUCAUGGUGAAGGAACAUUAGUUACUAAAGAGUUGACUUAUAUAGGAAGAUGGGAAGAUGAUUUAUAAGUAAGUAUAUUUUAUAUUAAGAAUGGAUAAGGUUAUGAAAAAAAGAGUAAUGGUACUACUUAUGAAGGAUAAUUUAAAAAUGGACGUAAGCAUGGAUCAGGCUUAGUUAAAUAUUCAGAUAAUUCUUAAUAUAAAGGAAAUUUUGUUGAAGAUCGUUACGAGGGGAUUGGAGAAUAUAAAUGGAAUGAUGGUAGAACUUAUGGGGGAGAAUGGAAAAAUAAUCUAAUGAAUGGUAAAGGUGAAAUGAGAUACCCAAAUGGAGAUAAAUAUAUAGGUAUAAUAAUUAAAUUCAUCAUCUAGGACAUUUUAAGAAUGAUAAAAAACAUGGAUUAGGAAAAUUUAUUUAAAUGAAUGGUAGAUCUAUUGAAGGAGAAUGGGAGGAAGGUAAAUUAAAUGGAGAAGCUAAAAUAACAGAACCUAAUGGAGAAUCAUUUUUUGCUAAUUUUAAAAACGAUUAAAUUAUUUGA